Hypoxylon fragiforme is the source of this 2221-nucleotide messenger RNA. RefSeq lists its product as uncharacterized. The record is from RefSeq and is a predicted model, not a curated record. Gene Ontology annotation, molecular function: protein binding. Bases 250 to 1926 code for a protein of 558 amino acids. The transcript has 2 exons. Lineage: Eukaryota; Fungi; Ascomycota; Sordariomycetes; Xylariales; Hypoxylaceae.
AACUCAAAUGCCCCAUUGAUCCUCUCGUGUUUACCCCAAUUCGAAAGUUACUUCAUUGUUAGGGUAGUCAAUGUAUAAACCUAUAUAUUGAUUUACAGUCUCUCGCAACAAUUUCUUCAUUCAGCCAUCAGUUCAUUCAAUUCUCAGACAAUCUAUAUUAUUUCUUUCUUGUUCUAAUUUUAAAUCAAUACCUACCGAGGUUUCUAAAUUCGGUAUACAUCAUUUACCCUCACAGCCUCCCUAACUACAAUGAGUGAAGAACCAACACUCCCUCCAUUGCCCGCCAUUGCUUGGGAUUCCGGGACUCAAUCUUUUGCCAAUACCAGAAAACGCGUUCGCAAUCGAGAAUUUGCGAUAUCAGCAGUAUCUGACUCUAGUGACCCAGCCGUAUUUUCUAGUGAUGAUGACCCUCAUGUAGAAAACUAUGCUGGAGGAAGACAUCGAAAGAAGCGUUAUGUUGGUUCUUGGUUCCAACAGCACCCUACUUCAUCCGACUCGACAUUUGUUGAGCCACCACGGCCUUUACAAAAAGUAAAUAGAACCUUUCAACGUCAGUUUGACAGCGGUGUAUGGAUGGGGAGCGACAAUUCUAUAGAUAUGGAAGAUGAUCCAGGCUUAUCUACCAACAUGUCUGCUGAAUCUAGCUUGCCACCACACAGCCAUGCUCGGCCCAUGGCAAACAUCUCUCCUAGCGAAAAGAGAGCUCGUGAGAUCAUACAGAAUGCCAUAGUCAAUGAAAAUCCCAUCGUUGACUUCUCCACCUCUAACCUCGAAAGUAUAUCUAACGCAACUAUAUCACAACUCUCCAUAUUUGACACCAUGCCCUUAAUAGAUGAAUCCUUUCCGUUUGCCUCCAAGGCAGCGUCCAUGGAGCUUUAUUUAUCAAACAACCCACUUUCGCGUGCCCCUGGGGCUAUAUUCAACCUUGAGAAUUUGGUCCACCUUAGUCUCCGAAACACUCAGAUUACCGAGCUUCCUCCCAGCAUUCGAAAUUUACGUAAUCUCGAGACUUUGAAUUUGUCUCUCACUCGUCUUCGAUGCCUGCCGGGUGAACUCCUAGAUUUGAUGAGGUUCCCCUCUAAGCUUCAGACUUUACGCAUACACCCCAACCCAUUCUACCGUCCAGAUCAUUUCACAGGGCAAUUUGACGAGCAGGAUGUUUGGGAUGAGUCGUUGCGCGAUGAUGUUUUGCUUCUGGAAGAGAGAACGUUCGCAGAGGGCUCUAUCUUGCGAGUUUGGCUCGACAAAAAUGAUGUGCCUUCUGCGAGUGACUCGUGUUCAACAUCCACCGAGCCGGGCAGCCACUGGUGGUCGGGAAAUGCGCUUGCACGCUCUCCGAUUCAGUACAGCGAUAGCCGAGGGGUGAUCGUCUCCAAAUUCCAGCUGCCGCAGCCAGGGUCUACCCAUUUGGUCAUACAAACCGAAGACUUGGAAUCAUCACCCUCACCUCCACGCUAUCUACGGGGCCGGUUCGCGGCAGACAGUUGUCAAAGUAGCGUUCCGUCGUUGUUUGAACUGGCCCUCCAAUCAUGUGCUAAGACUGGUCAGCUUCGUGAGCUGCCAUCCUAUCUUCCCUCAAACGCACCCCCGCACUUUUCCGAGGUCCUCGACCGUAUUGCUGAGCAAAGUGAAGAAAAUGCCAAUUGCGGCGAUCUACCCUGCUCAAUAUGUGGACGGCGAGUAAUGAUGCCCAUGACCCAAUGGAUUGAAUGGUGGCAGCUAGCAGGUACAAUUAGGUUCAGGGGCGGGAAUGCAUGGGCCAAGAUAGCCCUAGGCAAUGGUAGCCACGAGUGCGCAAUACCCUUCCUCCGACGUGGCUGCUCGUGGAAGUGUGUGCCGAAGGCGAUGAAACAUGGAGAUAAACUGCCAGGAACGUUGAGAAGCAGCGUGGAAAGACCAGAGUUUGAAAUGGAGAUGAAUUCCUGAUUAAUUCAUUCCUCAAAACAAAUAGAAUAAGCAAAUAGUACCUAUGAUCACAUCUACUAACAUAGCGCAAACUUGUGACCAUGAAUCGAAAGCUUUAUAACCAGCGACCCCUAGGAUAUCCUAAUUCAUGGAUCUCCCUAGGUUAGCUCAAUAUCGGUCCUGAAUCGGGUUCAGCUCGAGGACCGGACAUAUUACAACACUCACUCGGAUACACCAAGUGCUGAAAGGGCUGACACGUUUAUGAACCGGUUCAACCUCAAGCUCGGUGAGAUGGGGUGAAUGUGUCGGUUUAGUG